ACUGCUGCUGCCGGGAUCGGGAUCUCGGGCGCGCCGGAUGGAGGUCUUCGGCCCCGUCACGCCCGGCCAGGUGUCGUUUCUGCUUGGCCUUUUCCCGGUCCUCAUUGCAUGGGUCUACUCCGAGAUCCUCGAAUACCGGAGAUCUUCGUCACAUGGGAAAGUUCACUCAGAUGUUACACUGGAGAAUGAAACUUCCAAGGAAGAUGAGAAGGCCAUAUUAAUUGAAGGAGGCCAGUUGAAAUCACCAUCAGCAAAGUUCCGGAACGUGUCUGCAAAAGCAAAUUUAAUACGGUUUAUAACAAUGGAUGAGUCUUUUCUGCUCGAAAACCGUGCCGUACUGAGAGCCAUGGCUGAAGUUGGCAUUGUUCUAGUUUAUUAUUACAUUUGUGACCGGACAAACAUAUUUGCAGAAAGCAAGAAGAACUACAACCGCGACCUGUUUCUGUUUCUAUACAUUCUUCUCAUCAUAGCGUCGGCACUUACUUCACUUAAGAAGCACCAGGAGAAAUCAGCAUUUUCUGGAAAGUCCAUACUCUAUCUUAAUCGCCACCAAACUGAGGAAUGGAAAGGGUGGAUGCAGGUCUUAUUUCUGAUGUACCACUAUUUCGGUGCGUCAGAAAUAUACAAUGCAAUUCGUGUUUUCAUUGCUUGCUAUGUUUGGAUGACCGGAUUUGGGAAUUUCUCGUACUAUUAUAUCAAGAAAGAUUUUAGCAUUGCAAGAUUUGCUCAGAUGAUGUGGAGGCUAAAUUUCUUUGUGACCCUCUGCUGCAUUGUCCUUGACAAUGAUUUCAUGCUGUACUAUAUCUGCCCAAUGCACACCCUAUUUACGCUUAUGGUGUACGGAUCACUUGGUCUGUUUAACAAGUAUAAUGAGAUACCAUCAAUUAUGGCUAUUAAGAUUGCUUGCUGCUUCUUGAGUGUCAUUUUGAUAUGGGAAGUCCCUGGGGUCUUCGAAAUUUUGUGGGCCCCCUUUACGUUUCUGCUCGGCUAUAAAGAUCCAGAGCCUUCUAAAUCACACUUACCUUUAUUGCACGAGUGGCAUUUCCGAUCUGGGCUCGAUCGGUACAUAUGGAUUAUUGGAAUGAUUUAUGCCUACUUCCACCCUAAUGUGGAAAGAUGGAUGGAGAAGCUAGAGGAAGCCGAGACUAAGGUUAGGUUGUCGAUCAAGGGUACCAUUGUGACUGUUUCGGUUGUGGCUGGCUAUCUAUGGUAUGAAUAUAUCUACAAGCUAGACAAAAUCACGUACAACAAGUACCAUCCCUACACGUCAUGGAUUCCUAUCACCGUGUAUAUUUGCCUACGCAAUUGCACCCAACAGUUGAGGGGCGCCUCUUUGGCUCUUUUCGCUUGGCUUGGCAAGGUUACACUGGAGACUUAUAUUUCUCAGAUCCACAUUUGGCUCAGGUCUAGUGUACCAAACGGACAGCCAAAAUGGCUACUAUCUUUUAUACCUGACUAUCCGAUGCUGAACUUCAUGCUUACCACAACGAUAUAUCUUUUCCUAUCAUACCGAAUAUUCGAGCUCACAAACGUACUGAGAGCAGCCUUCAUUCCCAGUAGAGACAACAAUCGCUUGUUCCAAAAUUUUGUUGCUGGGAUUGCCAUCUCCGUAUGUCUGUACCUCUGCUCGCUUGUUCUUCUGAAAAUUCCUGGUGUAUAGGUGAAUAGUUUCCAUUUCUGUGGAUGUAGAAUGAUACCGGGGUCAGUUCCAUUUGCAUCUAGGGACUGGAGGUAAGAUGCACAACCUGAAGAAGCUGUGUUUGCUCAUACACUGAAUUGAACUCCCGGAGGGUGUAGAUUUAGAGGUGCAAUUUUUGACAUUUUUUUCCUUCUCAAAACCUGUACACAAUUAGCCAACCCGUGCAAUUCUCUGGGAGUUGUAACAGCUGUCCGUCAGCCAUGUAAGAACUGCGAAUUCUCUUGGGUGUCGCCCCGUGUUCUGUUGUACCAUGUCCUAGAUAUUUUAUACAAGGAAAUUGUCUUUCCUCUUGUAAAAGAUGAUAGUAAUGCAACAUGUGCAGUUUUUGAACUCCGAAA
Lolium rigidum is the source of this 2037-nucleotide messenger RNA. RefSeq names its product protein REDUCED WALL ACETYLATION 3-like. The transcript is spliced from 16 exons. The coding region runs from base 38 to 1660 and encodes 540 amino acids. Gene Ontology annotation, molecular function: acetyltransferase activity. NCBI's taxonomy places the organism in Eukaryota, Viridiplantae, Streptophyta, Magnoliopsida, Poales, Poaceae. Gene Ontology annotation, cellular component: Golgi apparatus. Gene Ontology annotation, biological process: plant-type secondary cell wall biogenesis; xyloglucan metabolic process; xylan biosynthetic process. The record is from RefSeq and is a predicted model, not a curated record.